This is a messenger RNA of Symbiodinium necroappetens, 837 nucleotides long. The record is from the annotation of a GenBank genome assembly. NCBI's taxonomy places the organism in Eukaryota, Dinophyceae, Suessiales, Symbiodiniaceae.
GAGACCCGCUUCGAGAAAUGGAUGGCCAACCUCGAAGUGCAAGCUGCCGUUGAUCCCAGGAAAAAGUACCCGAACGAGAUGCUGCAAGAGCUCGCUAAGAAAUCCUUCAUCGAGUUUGAUUUCAUCAACUCCUCCGAAAGAGCGAAACACUCGCAGAUGAACGUCUCAAUCCCCAUCUUGAAUCCCACCGACCAAUCCUACUGGGAGGAGUUGCCAGCAUCCACGGGCUCCAGCUGUUCCCAAGAUGAGUCGGGUUGCUUUGUUUGCAACUCUGGCUACAGCCACUGUGUCCAUGAUGUAGCGGUGGGGAAGUUCGACCUCUGCGUCGCAGACAUGUGGAUCACGCCGUGCCGAAGCGCCAUCGUUCAGUUCCUGCCUCCCGUGCGCUUCGACAUGUUCUACCUGGUACAAGCCGCGAAGCCACGGACGGAGGGGGGUUGGGCAAUCCUGUUGAGUUCCAACAGGGUCUCAUGCAAGAUCGCAGGUUGGGGCUUUGCUUUUGGCAUGCUUGUGCUGACUUCUACCUACACGGCAAACUUGACAGACAUCUUGGCUUUGGAGCGCAUGCGGGUUACCAGUCUUCAGCGGUUGGAGGACGCCAAGGACAUGUCCAUUUGCGUGGACGAGGAGGCAUUGUCCCACUUUACACAAACGUAUCACACUCUCCUUGAGAACGUGACUUGGAGACCAGUGAAGAACAGUCGGGACAUACCCCAAUUGCUGCACGAUGCAAAUUGUGGUGCAGCUGUCAUGUACCAGGCAGCCAUUGACCGCAUGCACGCUGGGGAAUUUGCCGGGGACGGGCGGCCCUGGGACUACGACUGCAAGAUCAGAAAG